GCUAUUAUACCAAAGAAGAAAACGCUUGAACAUUGUAUGUUUGGAAUUUAUGUCCUGUGUCGGCUACCGGAGGAAGAAUGGCCGGCUGGAUGUGGUUUCGUUGCUUUUUGGGGCCUCAUCUCCAGAGAGUGCACCGUUCACAGGAGGAGUCCCGACCCGAAGGAAGAGCAGGCAGGAGGGGAUGGACUUAUCAACCCAAGAGCCUGGAGAAACACACUGACAGCAUCCUCGGAUGGGCGUCAGCUUUGUGGUCUCUGUCAUACUACAGCUCCCCUCUCCUCCUCUGCUACCUUUACAGAAAAGGGUACAUCUGCAGCAGUAAGCUGGUACCAGUCAGUCAGUAUGUGGGAACUGUAAUGGUUUGUCUGCUGGGAGUCGCCUUUCUGAGAGGUUGGGGACGGUGGAGGAACUCUGAGUAUCAACAGUUCAUCUCCAUUCUGGAGGAAACCAGGAAGAACCACACGCCUAGCAACAAGAAAAAGCUGGCCUGCUAUGAUUUUGACUUUUCUCACUGGCCGGCAGACUUCAGCUGGGAAGAAGUUAGCAAUCCGAAGCUGCUGUCCAAGGCAGGAGUGUCUCUACUGAAGCCAGAGCCCAAACUGAGAGGGGCAGCAGACAGCGUGUUCAACUCUUUACGCACUCUACCAUGCCACAUCGUCAGUUUUCUGAUUGCCCACUCAUUUGGGAGGAGGAUUCUGUACCCUGGGUCUGUAUACCUACUGCAAAGGGCUAUGAGACCCAUGCUACAACAGGGCCAGGCUAGACUUAUAGAAGAGUGUGAGGGCCAGAGGAACAAGCUGGUGGCAUGUGAUGGGAAUGAGAUUGAUACCAUGUUUGUGGACCGCAGGAGAGAAGAAGGACUGCACGGACAGACUCUGGUGAUCUGCUGUGAGGGGAAUGCAGGCUUCUAUGAGGUGGGCUGUAUGAACACUCCAUUGGAAGGUGGAUACUCAGUGCUUGGCUGGAACCACCCUGGCUUUGCAGGAAGCACGGGCGUACCGUUCCCCCAGAACGAGGCCAAUGCCAUGGAUGUAGUGAUCCAGUUUGCAGUGCACAAGCUGGGCUUCCAGCUCAGUGACAUAAUGGUGUAUGCCUGGUCCAUAGGGGGAUUCACAGCCAGUUGGGCUGUGAUGUCCUAUCCAGAGAUCCAAGCGCUGGUAUUGGACGCCUCCUUUGAUGACCUGCUUCCGCUGGCCCUCAAGGUCAUGCCCGACAGCUGGAGGCCUCUGGUGACACACACAGUCAGGCAGUACAUGAACCUCAACAGCGCAGAACAGCUCUGCAAGUACCAGGGACCAGUGCUUCUGAUCAGAAGAACCAAAGAUGAGAUCAUUACCACCACGGGUCCAGAAGACAUCAUGUCCAACAGAGGAAACAACCUCCUGCUCAAACUUCUGCAGUUCAGGUACCCCAAGGUGAUGACAGACGAUGGAGUCCGGGCCAUCAGAGCAUGGCUGGUAGCCUCCAACCACGUAGAAGAGGCAGCGGUGUACAGUAGCUAUGAGGUGGAUGAUGACUGGUGUGUGUCUGUACUGCAGUCGUAUAAGACGGAGAGAGACGUUUUCUUCCCCUGGAGCGUUGGUGAGGACAUGACACUGGAGGGAAGACGACAGCUGGCUCUCUUCCUGGCACGGAAGUACAUGCGGAACUUCGACUCAACUCACUGCACUCCUCUCCCUUACUCUGAAUUCGCUGCCCCUUGGGGACUGUAAGUGUUGACGGAUGGAUAGAAACGAGAAGCAAAGAUGCAGGCGACACCAACCAAUCAGAAGAGGUAUACAGAGCAUGGAUUGAAUGUGUAUCUAUGGGAGGUGUUCAAGGCAGCUACACCCAGACUGUAUUAGAACAUUGUGACCCUGCUCACCUGUGGGGGAAAUCAUCUGUUACCCCAUUGGCUCACAGCAAAAACUUGGCAUUUUGUCUACUUGUUUUAAUCAAUUACAAAACUAUAUGUCUAAAGAUUACUACUUAGAAAAACAAUUUUGCCUCAUGCCCCUUAUGACCGGAACAUCAAGCCAGUCAAGACCAACAACAAACGGACUGACGUUAAACAAUGCUUUCCACACACAUUAUUUCUGUUAAAAAAAAAGCUAUUUUCCAAUGGGAUGAAUGGUAAAGAAUAUUUGUUUUCACAAUUUCUGGGCGUGGUGUUAUAUGGCUAACAUACCACAGCUACGGGCUGUAACCAGGAACUCCGCAAGAACAGCCCUUAGCUGUGGUAUGUUGGCCAUAUACCACAACCCCCUGGGCCUUAUUGCUUAAAUAUACACUUGCCGUCUUCAAACUAGAUACUUUAUUGAAGGGAGUAUUUUAAAUAAGCACUGAUCUCUAGGUAGUUGGAUAAAAGGCUCCAUUCUAUUGCCUGACUACAUUACUAAAAGGAAUAAGGAGCUCGUUCCCUCCCUCUGGCUGCAUUUAAGUACACAAAUACAGCCAGGCCAUCCUCACGUUCUAAAGCGUGGCACUGUCAUUAUGAACAAAGCUGGGUCCUGUUAAAUAAAACGCUGGCAAAAUCA
Molecule: messenger RNA, 2516 nt
Organism: Oncorhynchus gorbuscha (pink salmon)
Lineage: Eukaryota; Metazoa; Chordata; Actinopteri; Salmoniformes; Salmonidae
Product: phosphatidylserine lipase ABHD16A-like
Exons: 19
Coding region: 78-1712 (544 amino acids)
Biological process (GO): monoacylglycerol catabolic process; phosphatidylserine catabolic process
Cellular component (GO): endomembrane system
Molecular function (GO): glycerophospholipase activity; monoacylglycerol lipase activity
Source: RefSeq, a predicted model, not a curated record